This is a messenger RNA of Cynocephalus volans (Philippine flying lemur), 1249 nucleotides long. RefSeq names its product family with sequence similarity 76 member B (gene FAM76B). Gene Ontology annotation, cellular component: nuclear speck. The transcript has 10 exons. NCBI's taxonomy places the organism in Eukaryota, Metazoa, Chordata, Mammalia, Dermoptera, Cynocephalidae. The coding region runs from base 80 to 1099 and encodes 339 amino acids. The record is from RefSeq and is a predicted model, not a curated record.
CGGUGACGGCGACGCCCGAGUUGCCUGUAGGGCUCCGCCUCGGAGCGGGCGGCGGCGGCGGAGGAGGAGACUGAGCAGGAUGGCGGCCUCGGCCCUGUACGCCUGCACCAAGUGUACCCAGCGCUAUCCCUUCGAGGAGCUCUCCCAGGGCCAGCAGCUUUGCAAGGAAUGUCGGAUUGCUCAUCCUAUUGUAAAGUGUACUUACUGCAGAUCAGAAUUUCAACAAGAGAGCAAAACUAACACAAUUUGUAAGAAGUGUGCUCAAAAUGUGAAGCAAUUUGGGACGCCCAAGCCUUGUCAGUACUGUAACAUAAUCGCAGCAUUUAUUGGUACCAAGUGUCAGCGUUGCACAAAUUCAGAAAAAAAGUAUGGACCACCUCAGACCUGUGAACAGUGCAAACAACAAUGUGCUUUUGAUCGGAAGGAGGAAGGAAGGAGAAAGGUUGAUGGGAAAUUGUUAUGCUGGCUCUGUACUUUAUCAUACAAGAGAGUUUUACAGAAGACAAAAGAACAAAGGAAGAACCUGGGAUCUUCACAUUCAAAUUCAUCAUCUUCAUCUCUUACUGAGAAAGACCAGCAUCAUUCAAAACAUCAUCACCACCAUCAUCACCAUCACCAUCGUCACAGCAGUAGCCAUCACAAAAUCAGCAAUCUAAGUCCAGAACAAGAGCAGGGACUGUGGAAACAGAGCCAUAAAUCCUCUUCAGCAAUUCAGAAUGAGACUCCAAAGAAAAAGCCCAAAUUGGAAUCUAAGCCAUCUAAUGGAGAUAGUAGCUCUAUAAAUCAGUCAGCAGAUAGUGGGGGAACAGACAAUUUUGUCCUUAUAAGUCAACUGAAAGAAGAAGUGAUGUCACUUAAGCGUCUCUUACAGCAAAGAGACCAGACCAUUUUAGAAAAAGAUAAAAAGUUAACUGAACUAAAGGCAGACUUUCAGUACCAAGAGUCAAAUUUGAGAACAAAAAUGAACAGUAUGGAAAAAGCUCACAAAGAAACAGUGGAACAACUUCAGGCCAAAAACAGAGAACUGCUCAAACAGGUUGCGGCAUUGUCAAAGGGUAAAAAGUUCGACAGAAGUGGAAGCAUCUUAACAUCUCCUUGAGAAAGUAGUUACUUGUUUAGUGUUUCUGCUUCCAAUGUAAAUUUUGGGGAAAAAAAAUUCUGUGAAGCCCUUUCUUAAAUUCUGUGUAGUGGAAAAAAUAUUUUUGCACGCCUAACAAAUUGGCGUGUCUCCUGUUCACUUUUGUAAUGA